UGGGCUUCAAAGCAAGCAGGUUCUUGCAGGAGAGAGAAUAGACUCACUUUAAAAAACCUGAGAUCAAGAUGAAUCUUUUAAAAAAGGUUGUAGCAGUAUUAUUAAGUGCAUAUCUACUUGGCUUAUCCCUGUCAGCACCACUAAGUUACAGAAAGUCCAAAAAACAACUAAAGCACAUCAGAAAAAGAUAUCUAUUCGUCGAUAAAAGGAUAUUCUACCAAGAACCAUCAAGUGUCAUUCAGCGUCGACUUCGUCGGGAUGUUGCUGCACAAGAUGCCAGCCCCUGUCCUUAUACAACUUACGAAACGCCAACAAAUUUCAAUGAGAUUCCAAGCUCUCUUGUAGUCGCAGAGUGUCUUGGUUGYCCACAUACAUGUCAUGCUUUAGAAGCCACUGUUUUCGUGCUGGUUGGAAGAGGCAGAGACUGGAGAACUUGGGACAGAGUGUAUGGGUAUGAACAGCGGACUAUCACAGUAGGCUAUAGCUAUGACCCUUCAAAAAAGCCCAAAGAGUGAAAAUAUAAGCUUACAU
Messenger RNA from Exaiptasia diaphana, 531 nucleotides. RefSeq lists its product as uncharacterized. The record is from RefSeq and is a predicted model, not a curated record. Bases 69 to 515 code for a protein of 148 amino acids. NCBI's taxonomy places the organism in Eukaryota, Metazoa, Cnidaria, Anthozoa, Actiniaria, Aiptasiidae. The transcript is spliced from 2 exons.